AUGAUUCCAUCGUCCGUUGGCACCGCCAACAUGCUACGUGUACCAGUGGUACAGCAUAAAUCAUCUUCGCAUUCACGCAGCGAACCCCCUUCUCCGUCCGAGUUCCUACAACCAUCCUCCUCUGGCGGUCUCACAAAGCCAUAUCGCCAACCUUCAGCAUCACGCGGGACUCCGUUCAUGAACGCCCGUGCGCUUUCAGGUUCCGCCGUCCCUACAAAAUCGCGCCCUGAAAAACGCUCGAGACCAUCAGCCCCACUUCCAACCUCCAACAACAGUCAAACCGCCCGCGUCCGACCAGUGCGAACACCAACGCCGCCCCCGGAAAAGCCACUGAUAGCUAUUCUCCCCCCACCCCUCCCAAAAUCCCUUCACGCAUUGAACGCCCAUCCACCCGCCAUAUUCUCAGGCAACUUCGACCUCUAUGGCAUGUACCUCCCCUUCCUCGUCAAAGCCUACCUCCCACAAGGCAGCACAUCCCCCGACUAUGCCGCGGUCUACGACACAAUCCUCGCUUACCAGUCCAAGCACGACUAUACCGCUCGGUGCUUCCUCUCGGUCAGCUCUGACGCAGGCAGAGCAGAAAGCGCUUCUGUGUUCGAUCCUAUGAUGGAGCGCCCUUUUGAUGUGAUGAUAAGCAAUUUGAAACAUCGCACAGAACUCACUUUCACCUCGAGCGAACGCGCUUCUUUCCUCGCUCCUGAUCAUAGUCCUGUGUCACCGGGUGUCAUCGGACAAGUGGGGCUCCCUCCUCAAUGUGGAGUUAAGAACGCGAAAGGGAUUUGGAAGAUGAAGCGCGUAUGGGUUGGGGAGGGCGAGGGCGAGUUGAUCACGUCGGCGAGGCGGUCAGAUUCCUCGACAAAAGCGAAUCCAGACAAAAAGACGAGCAAACCUGUGAAAAAGGAACUUUUUGAAGGCUACUUCUCCUUCAGCGUCAGCUACGACCAGAUGUACAGAAAAGCAGGUCAUGGGGAUGGGUCGGCGUGUCGGUUUGCGUUUUGGGGUGUUAGAGCAAUGAAGGAUAACUACGGGGAAGGAGAUCGGACUAGGCCCGGGGAAGGGAAUUGGAGCGGGAAUGAGGAAGGGGUUGGGAUGGGGAUGAGGAGGACUGGACAUUAGAGUUUCGCACGUAUACCCCGAGUCUUGGUUUGUCCUCCAGCCUGCAACUCAGUACAAAUAGUGUAACAAAAUAUCCUUGUGCAUAGAUCAAAUAUUGAUACAUCUGGCAUGUCAUAUGUGUUUCAUCGCAGCAGCGAAGUGCUCUUAAUUAUCCGAACACCGCAGCUACAAGGACAAUCAUUCCGUCAUCUUUCACGAUGCGUAGUCACCACAUACCCAUUCCACAGCGACGAGGAGCCUGGAAGGGAAAUCCUCGCUGCAAUGAAAAUAUGCCCUCCCCAGUCAUUUGCUGAACACUCGGUGUGACAC
This is a messenger RNA of Suillus subalutaceus, 1425 nucleotides long. RefSeq lists its product as uncharacterized. The coding region runs from base 1 to 1116 and encodes 371 amino acids. NCBI's taxonomy places the organism in Eukaryota, Fungi, Basidiomycota, Agaricomycetes, Boletales, Suillaceae. The transcript is spliced from 3 exons. The record is from RefSeq and is a predicted model, not a curated record.